This is a messenger RNA of Pyricularia grisea, 801 nucleotides long. RefSeq lists its product as uncharacterized. The record is from RefSeq and is a predicted model, not a curated record. Lineage: Eukaryota; Fungi; Ascomycota; Sordariomycetes; Magnaporthales; Pyriculariaceae. The transcript has a single exon. The coding region runs from base 1 to 801 and encodes 266 amino acids.
AUGUCUCAUCUACUACAAGGCAAUGGAAAAGGCAAAGGCCGCGAUUCUCAAUCAAAUAUAUUCCUUCAGACAUCACCUGCAGCAGCAAAUGCAUCACCGUCAAUAUCUGGAGGCGGUGGUCCGCUGGGAUCCUCAGUCGGGAUGAGCCCUCCUACCGGCCGCAAUAACACUCACCGUGUACCGGAGCCGACAUCUCCAGGCUUCGAAGAGAACCGUCGUGGUCAAUUCGGCGGCCUGGGCAACAUACCACUUCCCCUCAAGAUGAGGCAGGAGUCGACUCGCGCGACCGAUAGGACGGACGCGCUGUGGGCCGAGAUGCAGGCCACGCUCGAGGAGGUUGAGCUGUCGGCCAGUGGAGGCACUCGCGUCUUCGGCCCGGAUCACGACCGCAAGCUGGCCGAACUUCGUGCUGCGCAGAUCGCUCUGGCUCAGGCUUGGGCGCGGUCAGAGGCGGAUGAGGCAAUCGAGGACAAUUUGCACCAGCGCCAGCAGCGUGGAGGGGGGUCUUCGAAGCUUGGCGCUGAAGGCAGUGCUGGUACGGCGGCAGAGACCGAGCGGCUUGGGGCCAAGAUGGAAGAGGAAACCGAGCUCGACAUCCUACUUGCACGACAGCGGCGAGAGGCUAACGAUCGGUACUUUUCGAGAGUCAACCAGGGCGUCCUGGAUGUCGUGGCAAAACUAGACGAAGUCGCUCGCGCAAUGAGGGAGGUUGAGCAGGAGAGCAAGGACAUUUGGGAUGGCGGUGAAGGUGAUCACGAUAGCAACCACGAUCAGACAAGCAUGGCGAGUCAGAGGACUUGA